AUGGUAGAUGUCGGCUUGGCGGCUGGUGUCCUGCUUCAACGAGCAGAGGAGUUGCAACAACGCGACGAUGACAUGGUGGAGGCCUCCAAAGGCAGCAAGCGACGACUGAGUUGGGGUGCCUGGCAGGCGAAUCGAAACUUGCGACAGGUGCGCACGGACUACAACCGCUUCAAGUGCGAUGUUUUGUUGCUUGAGGAGGAGUUUGAAAAGCUGCAGAUCUCCAAGUUCAACAAAGGAGAGAGCUUGUUGGUGGCCGUGCUAAAGCUCUGCUGUGGCAUCCUCUUUGCCAUCCUGUCACUGGCCUGGGUCCUGCAGAUCAUCAUGAGUGUCAUAGUACCCCAGAUCUCAGGGCAGCCUGGACCGCCCUUCUUGAACAGCCUCCUUGCUGCGUGCGAGGAUGCAGGGUUGUACCCCUUGGGCGUGGCGCUCUAUGCGUGCUUCAACUUCUACAUGCUCAUUUGCGUCGUGAAAGGCUGCACCAAAUUUGGUAUGCGGAUCGCGUUCUUCCUGAGUAUCCAUCCCAUGCGGGCGCAAAAUACGCCGUUGAACUCCAUCCUUUUCAACGUGGAGAUGCUGCUAGUCUCCUCUGGAGCCCUGGUGCAGUUCUCUCAGACCACCUUCAGCGACUACGCGCGGCUCACGGAGGCCGACGUGAUCUUUUCAGCGCAGAUCCAAAGAUUGACCUUCUACAGGUUCUUCUUUGAGAACCACAUCUUCAUCAUCACCAUGCUGUCUGUGUUUCUGAUUGCCCUGAUCUUCUUGCUCGUGAGGCCUCGAGAUCAAGGAAGUGUGUCCUUCAGCGCGCCCGACAAGAAGUUGGUGUCCUUGGCCACAGCAGCCAAGACCGACAAGUGCUGA
Cladocopium goreaui is the source of this 858-nucleotide messenger RNA. The record is from the annotation of a GenBank genome assembly. Lineage: Eukaryota; Dinophyceae; Suessiales; Symbiodiniaceae.